Molecule: messenger RNA, 2349 nt
Organism: Plodia interpunctella (Indianmeal moth)
Lineage: Eukaryota; Metazoa; Arthropoda; Insecta; Lepidoptera; Pyralidae
Product: KRAB-A domain-containing protein 2-like
Exons: 1
Coding region: 20-1579 (519 amino acids)
Molecular function (GO): nucleic acid binding
Source: RefSeq, a predicted model, not a curated record
GAGGGUCCGCAGUAGCAAAAUGGCCACCAACACGGAGGCCGGCUCGUCGCAACAAAGCGAGAAUGUUUGGUGGAUUAAAAUAGAAAACGAGCAAACCGAGUGCCAGGAUAGUGAUUUUAAAACGAAAUACUACAAGCAGUUAAUGGAUUUCUAUGAUUCUAAACAAAUGACGCUUAAAAAACCAUGGACUAUUCAACGCAUUUUGGAGGUUAUUGACUUAGUGAAAACAAGCAAGACGAUGGCGGAGUCUAGACAACGGCGGACGUCAAUGCAGUAUUAUUGGACCUCGAAAUACGAUGUUUCUAGCACUGAAGGCGCGGAAUAUUUAAUAAUGAAGAAAAAUAAACCUGAAGAUCCCGCAAUUCGCGUGAUUCCAUUAGAACAAUAUUUUGAUUUGUUAUGGCAAAUUCAUAACGAACUUGAUCACGGCGGUCGAGAUAAAAUGAUUUAUGUUAUUAAAAAUAAAUUUUACGUUCAGAAGAAAGCUGUGGAAAUUUUUAUAUCUUUAUGUCCAAAGUGCGAAACAAAACGAAAUGAACGGACAAAAAAAUCGACUACAACUAAUUUCAACUCUACUGGACAAGUUGACCUCAUUGAUUUUCAGUCAAUUCCAGAUGAAGACUACAAAUGGGUGUUGAAAUAUCAAGAUAAAGCCACAAAGUUCAUUCAUCUUUGCCCGCUCCGUACAAAUCAGGUGACUGAGAUAGCAUUACAAUUAGUAAAGAUUUUUUUAACUUUCGGCCCUCCUUCUGUUUUCCAAAGUAAUGAUGAGCAAAUAAUAAAAGAAGUAAAUAAAAUAUGGCCUGAUUGUAAUAUAAAAUCUGAAGUUCCCCUGCCAUUAAAUGAGGAUGAAGACAAUUUACAAGUGAACAAUAACGAUAUAGAAGAUAUGCUGCACACAUGGAUACAAGAAAAUGGCUCAACUAACUGGUCGCUUGGAUGUCAUUUUAUUCAAUAUCGAUUGAAUACAUCAAUACAGUUAUGUGAGGUAAAGUCAUCUUAUCGUGCAUUAUUUGGUUGUGAUCCAAAAUCUAGUAUAUCUGUAGACCAUCCUAAAAUAAGUAAAUCAAAUGAAUGUACUUCAAGUAACUUUGAGAAUAUCAAUGUGGGAAUAAAAGAAGAAAAUGAGAAAAAAGGAAUAAAACGAAAGGCUGACGAAGAUGAAGUUACGGUUACGAACAUAUCACUUAACAUUGGAGAUACUGUUCAUAUAAAUGUACCAGAAAAGGACAGAGGACCAUUAAAUACAAGGUUAAUCGUCGGAAAAAUAUUAGAUUUUGAAAAUGGUGUAUAUCAAGUAGGCACCAAAUCAGGAAUUAUAGUGAACUGGUUCUCCAUUAAUGACCUACAAAUAAUUAAUACGGAGUUCAAAGAAGAAGUUCCUCAAAACUCACUGACAUUAAAGGAAGCUGUCAUCAAGGAAUCAUUACUCGGGUUCACAAAAUUAGAGAAGUGUAAUUGUAAAUCAUCAAAACAUCAGUGUCGUAGCCUCAGAUGUGCCUGUUUUAAGAAAAAAGUGUUAUGUGGCCCUAAAUGUCACAAUAAUAUAGAAUGUUUAAAUAUAGUUAGAAAAGACUAGCUCUUAAAUUAAAAAUAAGGCAACGCGCACGAGAGCGUUUGAACCUUAUUUUAAAUUUAAUAAUUUACUUGCCACUUUUAUAUAUUACUUGAGUCUUAAAUAGACUCAAGUAAUAUAAAGGCUUAGGCUUAUAUUUGUCUAAAAUUGUAAAUGAAUGGGCUGAAGACUUCUAACAUUUUCGAUAACUACGUGUAGACAAGUAAUUAAACUAUUUCAGACUUAUAUUUAUUUCUUUUUUCCUAAAGCUCACAGUCCCAUGUACCAACUCAAAAGCAAACCUUAUAAAGAUAUUCUUUACAAGGUACAUGAUUCAAGGUAAAUGUGUUUGUCCACUUUAUUUUGCCACAGACAGACUGGCGACGCGGCAGCGGCAACGGCGAUAUAUGAAUAAAUUGAAGUGAUAUGGCACUAUAGAUUAUUAUACUGUAAUGUGAAGUGUGUAAUGGUUAUGUGAAGUGAGUCCCGACUAAUUAAAUACUGAGAAGUCUGUAUCAAUACUGUGAGAGGAUUAAUAAUUACUAUUAGUUACAUUGAAAAUACUAACAAAGCCUUAUAAAUUAAUUCGUUGAAAUAACUUUAUUGUAAUAUAAUACAACACAAUAGGUUAUUCAUAUAAUUGCAUAAGCUUACAAAUACAAUUUUUAAUAUUAGUAAGUUUCUGUUCCAAACGGGGAUUUUAAAAUAUUCAAAGCCAACUGUCGUUUAAAGCCGUUCAUUCGUUACAAUUUUUAAUAAAAUAUGUACUACAUUGUUAUUAUAGUAUUAAAUAU